GUCUCCAGCUCCAGCUAAACUCCAAGAGAGCGAGAGGAGAGAGAGGGAAGAGAGGAGAGAGAGAUUCAAUUAUACGCAGAAAGGUGAGAAGCUGCUAUUGGUGGUUCUCUCUCUUUGUGAUUGAUCUGGCGAUUCGUCUGGUUUCCGCGGGAAACCUCCUCUUCCGUUGACCUUCCUCCCUAUCGGUGACCGUCGCGGUCGAGUUUUGUUGAUCGGAGGAAAUGGCGAUCCUGUAUGCACUGGUGGCGCGUGGGACGGUGGUGCUGGCGGAGUUCACGGCGACGUCGACGAAUGCGAGCACGAUCGCAAAGCAGAUCCUGGAGAAGGUCCCAGGGAACAACGACAGCAACGUCUCCUACUCUCAGGAUCGCUACGUCUUCCACGUUAAGCGCACCGAUGGUCUCACCGUUCUCUGUAUGGCCGAGGAAACUGCCGGCAGGAGAAUUCCGUUUGCGUUUCUGGAGGAUAUACACCAGAGGUUCGUAAGGACAUAUGGCCGGGCAGUUCAUACAGCACAAGCUUAUGCCAUGAACGAGGAAUUCUCAAGAGUUCUCAGCCAGCAGAUUGAGUAUUACUCUAAUGAUCCUAAUGCCGACAGGAUUAAUCGGAUUAAGGGUGAAAUGAGUCAGGUGCGGGACGUGAUGAUAGAGAACAUUGACAAAGUUCUAGAUAGAGGUGAGCGGCUCGAGCUUCUCGUCGACAAAACCGCCAAUAUGCAGGGAAAUACAUUCCGUUUCAGAAAGCAAGCUCGCCGUUUCAGAAGCAACGUCUGGUGGAGAAAUUGCAAGCUCACAAUUCUCUUGAUACUACUACUACUGGUAAUCAUAUACAUCGCAGUGGCCUUUGUCUGCCACGGACCUACUCUACCAUCUUGCAUUUAAGUGAGUGCAUCUGUCUCUUAAGGGAUCUCAGUUCUGUGUUUGCCGCGGUUAUUUUGUCUGCCCUUCUGAUGUCAAAAACCCCUGUGUUUCCUCCAGCUUUUUCAUCUGGCUGCUUAUGUUUUCAACUCACCUAUACUGAAGUUUUUUGUAUUUAUGGAGCAAUGUGAAAGCUCAUUGCUUUGCAAGCUUGUGUGAAUUUGUGGUAUCAUAUUCUAUAACUACCCAUAGUGAGAAUCAUUGUGUAUGUGACUUCCUCUUUAUAUCUACAUCAAUUUCGUAAGUCA
Eutrema salsugineum is the source of this 1165-nucleotide messenger RNA. Its product is annotated as vesicle-associated membrane protein 711. Lineage: Eukaryota; Viridiplantae; Streptophyta; Magnoliopsida; Brassicales; Brassicaceae. Gene Ontology annotation, biological process: vesicle-mediated transport. The transcript is spliced from 4 exons. The record is from RefSeq and is a predicted model, not a curated record. Gene Ontology annotation, cellular component: membrane. The coding region runs from base 222 to 881 and encodes 219 amino acids.